UUAAAAUUUGUUUAAAAACUCGCGUAGAAAUCACUUUUUUGAGGAACUUUUCCGUUCGUGUCUUGUUGUUUCUUUUCUAUUUUUAUUUAUAUUGAAAAACAUUCAUUGUAUCACAUUUUCAAGAAAUUUAGUAGAAGGAGAUACGGACAACUCUCACAUUCCAUUGCAUUCGUUAUUUCAACUAAUAAAUAGAUUACCGAUUUAAACAUAUAUGUAUAUUUUCGCACCAAAUGUCGAAAGGAAAAGAAUUGUGCUAAAAAACGAGAUGAACGUAUUAUUUGUGAUCAAAUUGUUUGUUACUGCUUUAGCAGGAAGUUCUACUAUUUCCGCGGUAGACGAUAAGCGAGAUGAAGGGUUCCGAAUAUCGAAAAGAGAAAUAAAUGAGCUUAUAGAGGCCAUUAAACAGGGACAUGCAAAUAUUGUUCAAAUGCAUAUUAAUAAUACUGCCGACAUCGAUGCUAGGGACGAUGGUGGAUUGACGCCACUACACUGGGCAGCUAUAGAAGGUGAUUGUCCGAAUUUUUGCUAUAAAUCGCGAACAAUCAUUUGA
Molecule: messenger RNA, 550 nt
Organism: Sitodiplosis mosellana (orange wheat blossom midge)
Lineage: Eukaryota; Metazoa; Arthropoda; Insecta; Diptera; Cecidomyiidae
Product: apoptotic enhancer 1 protein-like
Exons: 4
Coding region: 212-550 (112 amino acids)
Molecular function (GO): protein binding
Source: RefSeq, a predicted model, not a curated record